Messenger RNA from Adineta steineri, 5994 nucleotides. The record is from the annotation of a GenBank genome assembly. Lineage: Eukaryota; Metazoa; Rotifera; Eurotatoria; Adinetida; Adinetidae.
AUGACUAAUACGGAUAAUGAAAACGAGGUAUCGACAUCUCCAUCCACAUCUCCAUCUACAUCUACAUCUACAUCUACCAGUACACCAGAUCCAGUUAUGAUGGUAUGUUAUCGUGAAUCUUUAUCUAAUUUAGUGAAAUUUAAAGGCAAAGAUGAACCGAAAAUAUUAAACUUUAUCCACAAUAUCGAACGAAUUGGACGGAUGAUCAACGCAAAUGAUACUAUCUUAUAUUGCAUGUGUACAGCUAAACUGGAUGGUGAAGCAAAACGAUGGUACGAAAACAAUAUUACAUUAACCACGUGGGGGGAUUUAAAACCAGCAUUACUGGAAAGAUUUACAACAACUGAUUCAUCAACAAAAAUAUUCGAACAACUAAAAGAACGUAAACAGAAACCUGAAGAAUCAAUUACAACAUUCUAUGAUGAUAUCAUUAAAUUAUGUCAUGAUUACGAUCCAAUCAUGUCAGAUAAGAUGAUUAUAUCCUGGUUGGAAAAUGGUGUAAAGGACUCUUUGAAAAUUUCAAUCAAGCGUCAGAUGAAAUUAUUAAUUGAAUCAGCACGAACUACAAAAGCUUUCUUGAAGAUUGCCAAAGAUGAAGAAGAAUUACAAGAGGAACAUAUAUCAGUUCCUGAUCCAACACCUUCAUAUAUGCCAUAUUUCACAAAUGCAGUAUCAACAACGAAACCACAAACAACAGGAACAGUUCGAGAUACACAAUAUUCAGCACGAAGUAUUUCACCGAACCGACCAUGGCAAUCAAUGGAUCACCGGAAUGAAUUCGAUACAUCAUAUUAUCCACCACAAGCAAGUCAUCAUACCACACCACCAGAAUCAUGGUCUGCAUCCAAACAUCGACCUCCAACACCUCGUCGAUACGAUCGUACAAUACAACCUGGAUAUGGAAAAUCAACAACAUCGAAGAACACAUUUACAACUCGAUUAAAACCUUUACACAAAUCAGCUAACUGUUCACCUGUCAACAUCAUUGGUGAAAUCGAACUUGAAAUCACAAUACGAGGAUACAGAACAUUAACUAUAGCUGAUGUUGCAACAAACCUUGUAACUGAUUUAUUAUUAGGAAACGACUGGAUUCAAGCAAACAACAUUAUCAUCGACUGUCCACAGCAACGUAUUAUCCUUAAUGACCGAUAUAAUCGAAUAGCAGCAACAACGACAUUUAUUGAACAACCCGACACUCAAUUACCAAUAUUUACAAUCAACGACAUAACCCUUCCACCUUAUUCUGAAACAUACGUCAACGUAAAAACUCGAUCUAACUCCAACCAAACAACAGAAGCAUUAUUUGAACCGAUACCAACCUUCUAUACAAAGCAAAUACUUAUUACACAUGCAUUACUUGCAGUGGAAAACGACACAAGUACACUUACCAUCAUUAAUGCAAAUGACCGUCCACGAACACUAUCCAGAAACACGAAACUAGGCCACAUCACCUUUCAAGAUCCACCACUCAACUACGCCAUCGUAUCAGUUCUGCCAGAUUCUCAAUCAGUUGAUCAAAAUUAUCCAAAAACAAUCAGCACAAAGAGGAACCAUCAACAGAAGAGUUCCUGUUUCCCAUCAACCAGCCAAAAGAGGAAAGUCAGGUUCGCAGACAUUUCCUGGGAAGAAAAACAGGAAAACGAACAUCAAUGUUAUGUUUGUCAAGAACUUUUCUUAUCUCGCAAUGAUUUAUUAGAACAUUUACGAGCAAAAUGCUAUCCACAAGAUAUACGAGAACAAAUCGAUAAUUUAACAACACAUAUUAUGAACGAUAAUCAACGACAACAAGUACAACGAAUUCUAUGGAAAUAUGGAAAAUUAUUCGAUUUACGACGACCGUCUACCAUCAAAGCAACGAUUCAACAUGCACUUGAAACUGGCAACCAUUCACCUGUUUACACUCCACCAUAUCGUGUUUCAUACAAAGAUGAACAAAUACAACGUGAUGAAAUAGACAAACUAUUAAAACAAGGAAUUAUCGAAGAAUCAACAUCUCCAUGGUCCUCACCAAUCGUCCUCGUACGGAAGAAAGAUGGAUCAGUCAGAUUCUGUAUUGAUUACAGGAAAUUAAAUACCAUUACUACAAGAGAUGCAUUCCCCAUACCUCGAAUCGAUGAUAUCUUCGACCAUUUAUCACAAGCUGGUUAUUAUACAACGAUCGACUUCAAAUCGGGUUAUUUUCAAGUUGGAUUAGCUGAAAAAGAUCGACCGAAAACAGCAUUUUCAACCAGAGAUCAACAUUAUCAAUUUACAGUAUUACCACAAGGUGUUACGAAUGGUCCUCCAGCGUUCCAGCGCAUCGUUAGUCGAAUAUUGGGACCCACAAGAUGGAACUAUUCAUUAGCAUAUUUAGACGAUGUUAUCAUAUAUUCGCAAACCUUCGAUCAACACUUAAUUCAUAUCGACGAUAUUCUGAACCGAUUAAAUGAAGCAAACUUUCGUCUCAACGUAGGAAAAUGUCACAUAACACAAACAGCAAUCGAUUAUUUGGGACAUCGCAUCGAACAUGGCAACAUCAAACCAAACGCUGACAACAUCCGCGCAUUAUUAGAAACACAACGACCCACCACUGCAAAAGAAGCCUUCAGAUUCGUUAAAGCAGCAGAAUAUUAUCGCAAGUUCAUACCAAGAUUUUCUAUUAUUGCACAACCACUAUACAAAUAUGCACCAACUACGAAAGAACAACGCUCCCAUAAAUCACAAUCAACACCUAUUCAAUUAGCUGAUGAAGAACUUAAUGCAUUUGAUGAACUGAAACGAAUACUAACAAACGACUUGGUACUACGAAUUCCUAAUGAUAAUCUACCGUUCAAAAUUCAAACGGAUGCAUCAAAAAUCGGAAUAGGAGCAGUUCUUAUGCAAACCCAUGCUAAUGGAGAUUUACCAGUCGCAUAUUUAUCCAAGAAACUUACAACGACACAAAUGAAUUGGCCUGCUACUGAACAAGAAUGUUACGCAAUUAUAUACGCCAUUGAAAAAUGGCAUAAAUAUCUCGAUGGACGACAAUUUACAAUAGAAACUGAUCAUAAACCUCUGCUACCAUUGAACCUGAAACAACAACUCAAUUCCAAAUGUGAACGAUGGCGAUUAAAAUUACAACAUUAUACAUUUACAAUUCGAUAUAUCAAGGGGAAACACAACACAGUAGCGGAUUAUUUAUCACGUGCACCUCUUGACAAAGAAGCUGAUGACGAAGAUGAUUACGUACAAACCAAAACACGAACAACACAAACUGAUGAUUCAAUGAUCGUGUCGGUCGUAACAUCUGUCACCACCCGAGCACAAACUAAACGACAGCAGAGUGAACGGAAUGAUGAUCACAUGAGUGAUCAAUCCUAUGACGGACAAGCUAAGAGGAACGAUAAAUCUACGGAUAACAGUUCCUGUGUCGAAGCAAACAUCGAACACCACCAGAUGAUGGAGAUUGACAACAAAAUCAUACCAUUCACUUACGAACAAAUAAGAGAAUUACAACAGCAAGACGAAGAAACAAAACAAAUUAUGAUGAACAUUAAUACAUCUGAUGCAUAUGUCAUACAAGAUGAUAUGUUAAUGAAGAAUUCAACUCCACCAGUACCAUUCAUACCAAAAGGACGUUUUCGAUCAGAUAUCAUUAAAGUUUAUCAUGAUACACCAGCAAAUGGUGCACAUUUUGGUCGGGAUCGAACGAUCCACAAAAUUCAACAACGAUACUUUUGGCCCAACAUGAUUACCGACAUACGGAACCAUAUUAAAACAUGCAUUCCAUGUUUACAAAAUAAUCAUAUACGACGAAAACCUCCAGGUGCAUUGAAACCCAUUAAACCACCAGAAGGAAUAUGGCAAUUACUAACAAUGGAUUUUCAUGGACCUAUUACACCAGCAACAAGAAGUGGAAAUAAAUAUAUUAUUUCACUUACUGAUGUUUUAUCAAAAUUCGUUAUUACAAAAGCAGUACGUGACUGCACAGCAUCAACAGCAGCACGAUUUGUUACAGAAGAAGUCAUCUUGAAAUAUGGAACACCAAAGUGCAUUCUUACUGACAAUGGCACACACUUUACCGCUUCAAUGAUGGCAGAAUUAUUCAAAAAGAUCGGCGUUACUCAUCUAUAUUCAACACCUUAUCAUCCAAUGACAAAUGGACAAAUUGAACGAUACAACGCAACAAUGGAUUCAAAAAUAGCUGCUUUAUCAAAUGAAAAUCGGACAAAUUGGGAUGAACAAUUACCAUUCGUUACAUUCAAUUACAACACCAGUAUCCACACAACAACCGGACAUAUUCCAUUCGAAAUGAUGUACGGUCGUUCACCGAUAUUACCCUUCGAUCAACAAGAACCCGUCAUUUCACUCGCUCAAGAUACACAACACAUCGAUAAAUUAAAACAACAUCUAUUACAAUUAACCGAACAAGCAAAAAUUAAUAUUUUAAAACAACAACAAAAAUAUAAACAACGAUACGAUCGAUAUCGAUCCAACCCUACACAUAAAAUUAAUGAUUUAGUGCUUAUUAAGACACUUCAUCGUAGAAACAAAUUCGAUAUCCGAUAUGAAGGACCGUUUCGUAUCAUACAACAAUUAGUAAAUACAACUAAGAUGAACAAAUAUAGUUCAUGUAAUUACAAGACACCAUAUCAACGUUUAAUAGAACGAUAUGGAAAAUGGAAACCAGCAAAAUUAAAAAAAGAAUUUCAAUUAAAAGAAGAUUGUGAACGUGGUUUAUUAACACCAUUCCAACAACCACACAAUUAUUCAUGUUAUUUCAUUCAUAAAGAAGCUGAUAUUUUUACACUGGAUUAUCUGAUCGAUGAAGCUAAACAAACAUACCAUUAUUCAUUAGAUACAGAAGGAGAUCCAAUCAAACAUGUUCCUGCAACAAUUCAAGUUGAAUUCAUUAGAUUAAAUGCACCAUCAAUCGUAAUCAUCAUCGAAGUUCAACAUUUACCACCACCAAAUUCUCCUUUAUAUAUGAAAAUUCAACAUUUAUGUUCCAUUAUCUUCUGCUCAAACAACAACAUUUAUUCUUGGGGUAAUCCAGUUAAUGAACUAGAAUCAUUUUUGAAUUUAGAUUUAUUCGUCCAACAAAUUCAAAUCAAAGGAAUAAAUGUACAAGAAAAAUAUGAUUCAACUGGUCAAUGUGGUUUACAAUCAGUCAUCCAACAUGAAUAUAAACAAUAUUUGGAUAAGCUAUCAACUAUAGCCGACUGGUCAUGUGGUCUUGAUUUUUGUUUAGGUACAUAUAUGCCAUCAAGACAUGUAUAUGGUGAACAACGAGAAUAUCAAAUAGAAGAAGAAAAGAAAUAUCGUACAAUGUUAAAAGAAUAUGCAAUAAACGACGUCUUCGCCGUGACAAAAAUUGCAACUGAUAUAAAUUUAAUUAAAAUUUUAACAACACCACCAACAACAGCUGAACAUCAACAAGAACAAAAAGAUGAGCCUGAAGCUCAUGAACAAGUUGAAUUAAAUAAUAAUCAACAAGAACAGAUAAGUAUUGAACUUGAAUUAACACCAUCUGAUUUUGAUAUAGGUAUAUUUGAUCGUGAACAUGAAUCUGGUGAAAAUCAACGUGCAACAUCAUAUGAUAUUGAACCAAUUAGUGAAGAUGAACUACCUGAAGUUGUACAACUCCGUCCACCAACACAAGCAACAACAACUACACAACAAAUUCAUCAAGUAAAUGGUUCACGAAUAAAAACACGUUCUUAUUAUUUAGGUCCACAAUUAUAUAUACAUGAACAUGCAACACCAAAUCAAAUUAGUAGUCGACGACGUCGAGCAAAUCGUUAUCGAUCAGAAGUCGUCCGUCGAAUUUAUCAUGGAUUCAACCAUCGGGACGUCAAAACAAUAUUAAGAGGAAUCAAUGUAGAAUUCCUGAACGUCAAGAUCUCCAAACAUGGAGAAUUAUAUAUUGGUGUAAAAAGUCCAACAGCAGCUGAAGAACUUGAAGAAUUAUUACACAAGAGAAUGUUCACCAGAGAACAUUAUUAUCAUCACAAGAAGAAAAGAAGAAACAACUAG